This is a messenger RNA of Spinacia oleracea (spinach), 7043 nucleotides long. RefSeq lists its product as uncharacterized. The transcript has 7 exons. Lineage: Eukaryota; Viridiplantae; Streptophyta; Magnoliopsida; Caryophyllales; Amaranthaceae. Gene Ontology annotation, biological process: cortical microtubule organization. Gene Ontology annotation, cellular component: cortical microtubule, transverse to long axis. The record is from RefSeq and is a predicted model, not a curated record. The coding region runs from base 6087 to 6809 and encodes 240 amino acids.
AAAGAAAUGGGCGCUCAACACUCGUCAUUUCCCAAAACUUCCAGAACCCCCUUCAAGUAAAUGUGAAAACUCACUUUCGUUUUCAAUGUAAUCGAAAAACACAAAUCUGCAAUUUUCUUCACCAAAUUCAUUCUCCUAUUUUCUCAUAGUCAUUCACAGCUUAUUAAAGCUUAGAAUCCUAUGCUCUCCCAGUUCAGAUAGCUCUCCAAAACCUCUCAAAUCCGACUUUCUCUCUUUGAAUUUUAACUCGACCUCUCGCAAAUUCUAUGGAAGCUAAUUCUAUUAACUUUAGACGAAAUCGUCUCCACCUCUAAUGGUUAGGGCGCCGCUGAUCUCUUACGCUGGCCCCUUUCUCAGGAUGUUCUCAAUCUCCCGGAGCUGCUAAAUUGUACUCUGAUGCGUUGGGUUUCACCGCCGAUGUCUGCUCUCCUUGUUGGGUCGAACUUCACUCCCACUCCAUCGAGGUAUUCCAUCGGUAUAGCCCGACACUCGGUAUGGUCCGAUAUUAUUAUUUAUUAAUUGGUGUAUGGUUGGAUCCCAUCACCCUUCCUUUAUGGAAUAUUCUUUUGGCCCGUUCGAAGCUUAUUCUAAUUAAAUUGUGAGUCAAGAGUCGAGUCAAGUGUCGAGUCUUGUAUUCAUGAUUUACUUGUUAUUUAUUAAAUGGCUUUUGCAUGUUGAUUAGUAGUUAGUGAGUGAUGCAUGUUUAUAGUUUUGUUUCACUCCAUUCUUGUAAGUAUUCAGCUUUUGGUGACUACGUGCUUUGUGUCUUUUGGUCAUGGCCUUUGCCUUAAUGACCCUAUGAUGAUCCAUCAUUUGCCUUUGCAUGGUUGGGGAUUAGAAUAAUAUAGCAGUUGGUAGAUCGAAGUACGAUCGAAAUCAUGUGGCUUGGGAUGAUUGAGAGAGUUGCAUGUUUUUCGUACUUUAAAACUAUCCUAUUCAUACUUUAAUUAUGUUUUGAAUUCGUUGAACUUUUAAUACUUUGGUUUUUGGGCCAUUAUGGUUCCAAUUUGUAGGAGGCCUCGAUAAUUUAAUUAUUUGUGUUUUGAAAAGUUAGUUGACAUUAAAUUCCGCUGCGUAAUUCUGGUAAUAGCCUUAACCGUUAUCACGGUGACGGUAAUACUUUAGUAAUUCCUUUAUUUUAAGUUGGAAAAUGAUUUUAUAAAAGCAAGGAAUUAUUAGGGUGUUACAAAGUGGUAUACUAGAGCUUAGUUUCAUUCUUUCUUUGUAGUAAGCAAUACUACAAAGUGGUAAUCGGAGACUAAUGCGGAACUUUAGGAUUUCUAAAUAUUAUUUUCCUAAAGUCAAAACGUAUUAUUUUGAGUACUCAAUAUUUUAAAGGUCAAAUAUCAAUUAUUUUGGGUCAUUUGUUGAAAAGUUGGGUUAUUAUUUAAUUUAAUUGAAUUUUUCUGAAUUUUUUUUAAAUUGUUUGAAAAUUUUGAAAUAUAAUCGAAUUAAUAAUUUUUUUUUUUAAUUUUCGGAUUCCUUAAAUAUCCAAAUUUAUUGAUUUAUUUAUUUAUUUACUUAUUUAAUUAAUUAUUCGAAUUUUUCGGAAUUUGUUUUUUAAAAAAAUUCGGAUUUUCUUAAUUUUUAUCCAAAAUUAAUUUGUUUAAUUAAUUAAUAAUUUUUAUUAAUUUUCAAUUUUAAUUUUAAUAAUUUCAACUAAAUUAUGAGUUAUUUCUUAAUUAAUUUCGAAAAUUAAUAUUACUUCCAAGUGAGGAUUGGGUAGAUUAAGAAGGGCAUAUUAGUUUAAGAAUGCAUUUUAUGUGAUUAUGUGAGUUAAUAAUUGCCAUGUAUGUUUUUUAACCAUGUCUUAUCUUGCCUUGAAUGAUUAUUUGCAUCAUAAUUCAUGUUGAGGAUAUACUUGUGCAUUAAAAUUGUAUGGCUCCACGAACUAUUUAUUGUAUCCUUUUUGGGUUGAAAUUUCUUUGGGAACGCGUUAGUAAGACUUUCUAGUUGUGAAUUUUAAGAAAUUAAUGAUGCUACCUUCUAAGUUCACCAGUCUAGGAUACCUAGAGAAGAUGGAUAACGAGACUCCUCAUAUGUAUGUCUAGAAGAUCGUGUUUGCUUGCAACUAUUUUGCUUCAACCAAAGAUAUGCCCCAUCUUAGGCCCAAGGAUAUGAUGGCUAGUAUGGUUAUUCAUUGUUUGCCCCAUAAGAACCCUUACAUAGACCUUAAAAACAAGUUCAGUGAUAUGCACUAUAAUGAUGGUACCCCUAAUUGGUACAAAUAUGAGACUGGAGAUGGUAGGUGGAAGUAUGAUGCUGAGGUUCUCACUACUAUCUUAGAGGUUGCGGAGAAUAGCUAUGAGGAUGGGAAGUACUCUGCGGGUCUAGGUAUGGGCUAUGGAGGAGUAGAAAGUGAUGGUGAAGAUGGCAUGAUCCAUGAUGAGCAAGCUAAUGAUGUUGAGGAGGACGAUGAUGAUGAUGUUGAUGUGGUGGAGAUUGAAAAUCCUAAUCCUGUAGUUCCUGAACCAACAAUUGAGAUAUCUAGUGGAUCUGAGGAUGAACUUGAAGAGAAUAAUGUGGUUGAUAGUGAGCCACAACAGGAUGAUGAGGCUAUGGAUGAAGACUUUGAUCCGGAAGAAGACUUGGAUGAUCCUAAUGAUCAAGACUUUACUCCAGAGCAAUAUAAGGAAAGAAAUGAUCGUCGUGAAGACAUUAGUCUUUAGAGAAAUGUAAUCCUUAGUUAUUUAUUUUUCGUUGAAUAAUAAAGUGGCAAAGCUACUACUUAUGGUUAUUAGUUCUAUUAUAGUUUGGAGAAACAAAAGUUAUAUCAUUGAUGGAUGUAAGACUUUAUCAUUGAAGCAUUAAUAAAAGCUUAGAAUUUACUUUUCGUUAUUCUUAAGUUCAAUUUUCAAUUCUAAGUUUCGUGGGUAUCGCAAAGGGAUUAAUUGUUAUUUCUUCAAUGAGAUUUUAUGUGCAAGGUGGUCAAGUACCAACCAUCUAAAAUUACAUGCAUCGAAUAGUUGGGUGAGAAGGCCCAAAAGUGGCGCCAACUCCCCUAGGGCACGUGUUGUCUGUGUUGUUGUUGUGAGUGGGUUCGUUGUCGAACUAGUGCCUUAGUAAUGUCAUGUCCAACCAAUAUUAAAGUUAGUCUUUUAUUUUAUUCAGGAGAAGGGAUAUGGCUAACCAAGAGAUUUAUGAAAUGGUUAGACAACUAGCUGAGGUAGUUCGAGACCUAGCUCAAACUAGAGCCAACCCAGUGCAUGAUCCGGCUGGGGAAAUGUUUAAGAAAAUAGCUCAAAGCAAGCCUCCACUGUAUAGCGGAGAGAUUGAAUCAAGUGUGCUUGAAAACUGGUUGAGAGAAUUCGAUAAGCUUAUUGUAGCUGUGAAUUGCCCCGAAAACCUUAGGGUAAACAGUGCUGUGUACUACCUGAGAGGUGAAGCUGAUUUAUGGUGGCAACGAUGUGAGAAUACCCUUAGAGCCACACCUAACUUUGGGUGGGAAGCAUUCAAAACCGCAUUAAGGAACAAGUUUUACCCACCUUAUCUGAAGAAGCAAAAGGCGCAGGAGUUCAUCGAACUCAAAAUGGAGGGUCUGUCUGUAACGGAAUACUAUUCUAAGUUUAUAGAGCUGCCUAGGUUUGCACCUGAAGUGGUGGCAACGGAAGAGCUCAGGGCUCAAAGAUUUGAGAAUGGAUUGACUAUGGAUUUACAACUGUUUUUUCCGGAGAGACCUUUACCUCAUUAGACACCCUGUACGGAAAAGCUGCUCACCUGUAUGGGUUACAACAAAGGAAGAAUGGGAGUACUGAGAAGAGAAAGGAUGGUGGAAGCUCGAAUCAAGGGAAUAACCAACAGAAUCAAGGGAAUUUUAAGAAGCACAAAGGGAAUGGGAAUUUCUAGUUUAGAGCUAACAAGGGUGGAAAUCGCAACAACCAAGGUGGUGGAAAUCAGUCUGGAAGGAAUGGAGUAAGGACCUUCGACUGUAGGCGCUGUAACAUGAAUCACCCUGGAAAGGAUUGUGACGGAAACUUAGUGACUUGUAGAUUCUGUCAGAAGUUAGGCCAUAGGGAGUACGAAUGCUAUUCUAAGAAUGGAAAGCCUAACCAAGGUAACCACCAGAACAAUAAUCGGAAUAAUCAGAACCGAAAUGGGGGAAAUGGAGGUGGAAACCAAAGGAAUUACCAAGGUGGUAACAAUGGCAAUAGCAAUGGCAAUCACCAGAACCAUAGAAAGCCUGGAGGAAACCAACAGCAGAAUGGGAACCGAAACAACAAUGGAAACACCAAUGGAGGUGACUAUAACAAAGGAGUUGCCCAAGGGAAGCUAAAUGUGAUAUCUAGGCAAGAAGCGGAGACUUCCUCUGACGUCAUAGCGGGUACUUUCUCUAUUAAUUCCGUUUUAGUUAAAGUUCUAUUUGAUUCUGGUGCGACAUAUUCUUUUAUCUCAGUAGACGCUUUGGGGAAAUUAGGUUUGAAAGAGCCUGAAACAAUUGAAGUACCUAUAGUCAUACCUACUGGUAGCAUAGUGAAGUGUACCAAAAUCCAUAGAGAUGUGCCUUUGACCAUAGCCAAAACCGUAUUCUUAUCUAACCUAAUCGAGUUUGAGUUAGGAGAGCUAGAUGUAAUUCUAGGAAUGGACUGGUUGGCCAUGUUCAAAGCCAAAAUAGAUUGUGAGAAGCAGAAGGUUCACUUGAGGUCUAGCUUAGGCAAGGUAGUGUCGUAUCGUCGUUUUGGUAAGCCUAAGAACAUAGGGAUUAUCACGGCAAUGGAACUCGUGAAGCUAGUCGGUAAAGGGAACCCAGUCUUCUUAUGCAAUGUGAGAAACCUAGAGCAUGUGAUCAAAGAUUAACAUGAAGAUAUUGCAGUAGUGAAUGAAUUCCUCAAUGUGUUUCCGGAAGAGAUCCCAGGGAUGCCUCCCAAUCGACCUAUUGACUUUACCAUAGACUUAGUGCCUGGAACCGCGCCUAUUUCAAAAGCACCAUAUCGAAUGGCUCCAGCAGAAAUGAAUGAGUUAAAAGGUCAGUUAGAGGAUCUAUUGGAGAAAGGUUACAUUAAACCAAGUGCAUCGCCUUGGGGAGCACCAGUUUUGUUUGUGAAGAAAAAGGAUGGAAGUAUGAGGCUCUGUAUAGACUACAGGGAGCUCAAUAAGGUCACGAUCAAGAAUAAGUAUCCUUUACCUAGGAUAGAAGACCUAUUUGACCAGCUGAAAGGAGCGGGAAUCUUUUCAAAAAUCGAUUUGCGCUCAGGUUAUCAUCAAUUGAGAAUCGCUGAUCACGAUAUACCAAAGACCGCAUUCAGGACUAGAUACGGACAUUAUGAGUUCACUGUUAUGCCUUUUGGGUUAACCAAUGCACCUGCAAUAUUUAUGGACUUAAUGAACCGUGUGUUCCAUGCCUAUUUGGACAAGUUUGUAGUGGUUUUCAUAGAUUACAUCCUAGUGUAUUCAAAGAGUGAAGAGGAUCACGCUGAACACUUAAGGUCUGUGUUGAGUACCCUGAGAGAUAACCAGUUGUAUGCCAAGUUCUCGAAGUGUGAGUUUUGGUUGGAAAGAUUUGCAUUUUUGGGACAUUUUGUGUCUAAAGAAGGAGUGGCAGUAGACCCUGCUAAGAUCAAAACUGUUAGUGAAUGACCUACACCCAAGAGUGUGACUGGCAUUCGAAGUUUUCUGGGAUUAGCUGGCUACUAUAGACGCUUUGCUUUGUGCAAGACUUUUCUAGGAUAACCAAGCCAAUGACAACAUUGAUGAAGAAGGAAGCAAAGUUUGAAUGGAAUAACCAGUGUGAAGAGGCGUUCCAAGCCUUGAAGACGCGAAAUUGACAACUGCGUCGGUGUUAACCCUGCCAGAUGAGAGUGGUACCUAUGAUGUGUAUAGUGAUGCCUCUAAGAAUGGUUUAGGGUGUGUAUUGAUGCAGAACGGGAAGGUUAUUGCGUAUGGGUCGAGGCAGUUGAAGCCAUAUGAAUCCAAUUACCCUACCCAUGAUUUAGAGCUAGCCGCUAUAGUGUUUGCAUUGAAGAUAUGGAGACACUAUCUGUAUGGUGUGAAGUGUAGAAUAUUCACGAAUCAUAAGAGUUUAAAGUACAUUUUCACACAGAAGGAUCUGAAUAUGCGUCAAUGGAGGUGGCUGGAGAUAAUUAAGGACUAUGAUUUGGAUAUUCAGUACCAUGAAGGAAAAGCCAAUCACUACUACAAAAGGCGUGGAUUCUCGACGACAUUGCCUCGACGCUGUGAAUUAUUGUCAGCUUGGAAAAUGGUCCGCGUUAUUUCUCGACGAGUUUCAACGUCUAUUCAAUUCCUCGACUAAGUACAGCGUCGAGAUAUCACGGGUCCAGCACGUGAUUCAAUUUUUUGGGGGAAAAAAGAAAAACCGAUUCAGAUUGCAGACCUUGUUCGACCAUCUGGGUGGAUUUUGCAUCUUCUAUUUUGCAAUCUUAGGUCUUGUGGUAGGUAAGGAGUUCAAGAACGAGUACUUAGGUUCAUAUCUCUCCUUCUUAAGAGUUUUAUCUCAUUUCAGGAACUCAUUACAAAUGGAAAGUGGUGUCAGCAGUGGAGGUGGACUGAGUUCCUUGGGCUAUCGGUUUGGAAGCGGAGAGGCUCCUAAGCCUGCUUCCACUAAAGCUCCAGCAAACGUCUGCGUUGAACCGGUUAUGAAAGAAGCAACAAGGCCUGGUGCUGCAGCUGAUAAUCCCCAGCAUAGUUAUCUCAAGAAGGUUCCUGCUGGAGUUAAUAGUAAUAUAAACAACUACUAUCAUGCUGACGGUCAGAACACUGGAAAUUUCAUCACGUCCAUGAUGCAUUUGAAGAUUAUGGUGAUGGAAGAAAGGAGUCAAGCUAGAGAUGAUGCAUAUGUAUAUAUAGCUUCUUAACUAUGAAGGCAAUGAAGCCCAGAUUAUGAAACUAGCCUUUUGAAUGACCUUUGUUUUGUAGAUUACAUUUUAGAAUAAUAGGUUGGAACUAUAAGUAGAGGUGAUGGAUGUUUUGGUCUUAAGCUUGUGUUUAGGAGACGACACUAUCUAAAUAGUUUGGAAAAUGUGUAAUCUUUGAUGUAUGUUUUGGACGUAUUAUUAUGCAAAUUAAUAAUAGUAUUCAAGUUAUCGAGA